AUAUUUCAAUUAUAAUAACUGUUUUUUGAUUUUAAAUUAGUCACACAUUUGUUAGCAAUAAAUAUAUUUUGUUUUUCAUUUUUUAUAAAUGUGUAAAAUUAAUAGUGAUUUUUAAUAAAAUGUUAAAAUAUUUAAUUUUUCUCACAUUAACACUCUGUUUAGUCAAUUGUUUUGAUUUUUAUGAUCACUUCUUGAAUUCUUUAGAGAGUCAUGAGUUAGGAGAUAAUAGCGAUGAGAAGCCGUGGAGCGGAACUAUUUGGGCGGUUCUGGUGGCGGGUAGUAAUGGUUGGUUCAAUUAUAGACAUCAGGCAGAUAUAUGUCACGCUUAUCAGGUUCUUCACGAACAUGGAGUCAAUGAUUCAAACAUCAUAGUCAUGAUGUACGACGAUAUCGCACACAAUGAAGAAAACCCAACCAAAGGCGUUAUCAUCAAUAAACCCAAUGGAAGAGAUGUCUAUAAAGGAGUUCCCAAAGAUUAUAUCGGCAAAGAAGUGACGCCAAAAAUGUUGCUUAAAGUCUUAGAGGGGGAUCAAUCUCUUCAUCAAAAGGGCAAAAAAGUGGUUAAGAGUGGUCCCAAUGAUCACAUAUUUCUAUAUUUCGCAGAUCACGGAGCACCGGGACUUAUUGCCUUUCCUAGUGAUGAACUCUAUGCUAAAGAUCUGAAUAAAGUACUAAAAUCUAUGGCAAACAAAAAAAAGUUCAACAAAAUGGUUAUCUAUAUUGAAGCCUGUGAAAGCGGUUCAAUGUUUGCCGGAUUACUGCCGACUAAUAUUAAUAUAUUUGCGACGACUGCCGCCAACUCUUCAGAGUCGAGUUAUGCCUGUUAUUAUGACGAUCAAAGAGAGACCUAUUUGGGUGAUGUCUAUUCAGUCAAUUGGAUUGAAGACAGUGAUGCCCAACACUCACUAAUUGGAGAGUCAUUACAACAACAAUUUAAACGUGUUUUACGGGAAACUAAUACAUCGCAUGUCACUGAGUUUGGAGACAUAUCUAUAGGAAAACUACCGUUAAGUCAGUUUCAGGGCUCCAAACGAUAUAAUAAGACUUCUGAUGGAAAGGUAGAGAUAAGAGAUGCGGUGGCGAGCAGUGAUGUACCGCUGGUUAUAGCUAUGAAACGACUUAACAAACACAAUCAGACAGAAGAGCAACGGUUCUUAAAUAGAUUCAAUUACGAAGAAUUACUCAGAGCUCGAAGUUUUCUUAUCAAUUCAGUUAAACAUUUGAUACACGAACUCAAUAUUAAAUUGUAUUCAGUGGACAGUAUUUGGAGCGACAGAAGAGUCCUAACAAACCACAACUGUUAUGUCGAUUUGAUCCAACAUUUCGAUAAUCACUGUUUCGAUCUCUCGACACAUCCUUUUGCGCUCAGAUUUCUCUAUAUUUUUGUGAAUAUUUGUGAGACAUUGGAACCAAACGAAGGAAACGCCAGAAUAAUUGAGAGUUGGAUUUCAUCUAUUGUUAAGCACUGCUCUCUUCAUAUAUCAGAUCAUCCUUUUACACAAAUUCUUUAACUAACUUUUGAAUGUCUUAAGCCAUUGGAUUAAUUUCCUCAUCAGAUUAGAAGUUUGUCCUAAAUUUGAAAUAAUAGGCAAAUCUUUUGUAAAUUGAGGUACUUUUGCAUAAAAUAUUGUAUAGUCAGCUGUGAUUUCAAUUAAAUGCACAUAUAAUAGAUAUAUUUAAAUAAAAUAAUAUUUUAUCGAUAAUAAAUUUUAUAAAAAAUAACAUAUGUUACAAAUAACAAUAAAAUAUU
Molecule: messenger RNA, 1750 nt
Organism: Oppia nitens
Lineage: Eukaryota; Metazoa; Arthropoda; Arachnida; Sarcoptiformes; Oppiidae
Product: legumain-like
Exons: 3
Coding region: 120-1511 (463 amino acids)
Biological process (GO): vacuolar protein processing
Molecular function (GO): cysteine-type endopeptidase activity
Source: RefSeq, a predicted model, not a curated record